GUGAUUGAGGACUUCUACAACCGUACCUGGCUGUACCGAUACGAGGAGCCCAUCAGCCCUGCCACCCUCACCACGCUCUGGUCCCUCUCCGUUGCCAUCUUCUCCGUCGGAGGCAUGAUCGGAUCCUUCUCUGUGGGGCUCUUUGUCAAUCGCUUCGGACGGCGCAACUCCAUGCUGGUGUCCAAUGUUCUUGCCUUCGUGUCCGCUGUCCUCAUGGGUUUCUCCAAGAUGGCUUUCUCCUUCGAGAUGCUCAUCCUUGGCCGCUUCAUCAUUGGCCUCUACUCCGGCCUCACCACCGGUUUUGUGCCCAUGUACGUUGGCGAGGUGUCACCCACCGCGCUGCGGGGCGCGUUGGGGACCUUCCACCAGCUUGGCAUCGUCUUGGGCAUCCUUAUCGCGCAGGUGUUCGGUUUGGACUUGAUCAUGGGAAACGACUCACUCUGGCCGCUGCUCCUGGGGUUCAUCUUCGUCCCCGCCCUGCUGCAGUGCGUCAUCCUGCCCUUCGCCCCCGAGAGCCCCCGCUUCCUCCUCAUCAACCGCAACGAGGAGAACAAAGCCAAGAGUGUCCUCAAGAAGCUGCGGGGCACGACGGACGUCAGCAGUGACCUCCAGGAGAUGAAGGAGGAGAGCCGGCAAAUGAUGAGGGAGAAGAAGGUGACCAUAAUGGAGCUCUUCCGGUCCCCCAUGUAUCGCCAGCCCAUCCUCAUCGCGAUCGUCCUGCAGCUGUCCCAGCAGCUCUCGGGGAUCAACGCGGUCUUCUACUACUCCACCAGCAUCUUCGAGAAGGCAGACGUGGAGCAGCCCGUCUACGCCACCAUCGGCUCCGGUGUGGUGAAUACGGCUUUCACAGUCGACCAAAUGCCCUGGAUGUCCUACCUCAGCAUCGUGGCCAUCUUCGGGUUCGUGGCCUUCUUUGAGAUCGGUCCAGGCCCCAUCCCCUGGUUUAUCGUGGCAGAACUGUUCAGCCAAGGCCCUCGUCCCGCUGCCUUCGCCGUCGCCGGGCUGUCCAACUGGACCUCGAACUUCAUCGUGGGCAUGGGCUUCCAGUACAUCGCACAACUCUGCGGCUCCUACGUCUUCAUCAUCUUCAUGGUGCUGCUAUUCCUCUUCUUCAUCUUCACCUACUUCAAGGUGCCGGAGACGAAGGGUCGGACCUUCGACGAAAUCGCCUCGGGUUUCCGUCAGGGGGGAGCGAGCCAGAGCGACAAAACCUCGGAUGAGUUUCACAGCUUGGGCGCCGACUCCCAGGUCUAACCCGCCCGCGGCCCCGCCCGGCUCCGCCCGGCCGCCCACCUGCUCCCCUGAGUUUGGCGGGUUUUGUUUUUUUAAAAUACUUUGUACAGAAACCAGGAAGGCGGGAGCGGGGCGUCCGGCUCUUCUGCAUACACCCCUCUUCCAGACUCCCCCACUGGUUUAUCGGGGACAGACUGACCUAUUUUAUUAUUAUUAUUAUUAUUUUUUUGUUCUGCUAGGACCGAUUUUUUUUUUUUUAGCUGGUUUCGCGUCCAGGAUUUCAAAGCCAAUAGAUGUUUUAAAAACCAACCGCGCAGCCUCCGCCAGCGGGAGGGCGGCUCCCUCUUUUAACGACGCGAUAGGUUAUUUAACGAGAAAUCACGUAGCGGAAGUUUUUAAAGCUGGAAACACGGGGGAUUUUUUUAACGUUCUAAUCGUAGAAAAAUCACGUAAAUUGACUAAAUCUAAACCAACAAUUUAUUAUUUUUUUUUUAAAAACACAAAACAAGAAAACGAGUUAUUUUUUAAAGCAGCCUGAUUGAUUUCAAGCCCCCGGUGGGUUCGCGGAUGGGGCCUUCCCCGCCCCGGGGGAGCGCUGAGGACGGA
Pygoscelis adeliae (Adelie penguin) is the source of this 1839-nucleotide messenger RNA. It is a transcript of the gene SLC2A1, whose product is annotated as solute carrier family 2 (facilitated glucose transporter), member 1. Gene Ontology annotation, biological process: D-glucose transmembrane transport; response to insulin. The transcript has 7 exons. Lineage: Eukaryota; Metazoa; Chordata; Aves; Sphenisciformes; Spheniscidae. Gene Ontology annotation, cellular component: apical plasma membrane; basolateral plasma membrane. The record is from RefSeq and is a predicted model, not a curated record. The annotation marks the transcript as partial.